CACUGACAAAUUGAAACAAUCCUGUGGUUCAACCGCUACUGAUGAUGACCUCAAUUUGAACCUACCACACCACUAUUUCACCCCUUGCCUCGAGAACUAACCUCUCGGGACAACUCAGAGAGCAUCAACCUUUGUCCCCCAGAUUUGUCCUCCCGAAACUCCACACUCCACGUGGACUAAAGGAUAUUGUUUAGGCCGACGUCUGGGUGUAAUGAUACAAGGAAACCGUUCAAUGAGGGCAGAGAGAGUGACGGUCAAUCCAGUUGCUGUUGACGCAGCGAAGUAGAAGACAGUGAUUUCCAGUUUGCUCAUGACCCAGGAGCAAACACUUGGCAGGCCCCAAUAUUGUGGUUAGUACCUACGGAAGGAAGUUCCUCCUUUGCGAUGGCUACCAAGUCCAAAAUCUUUGAUGUUAGCUCGCCUCCCUCGUACGAUGCAAUUUCGAGGUCCGUAGGAGAAGAUUCUGUCGAAUGCAAUCGAUCUUUUUUUUCCUCUUUCUGCAAUCGAAUCAGAAACGUCGCACCGCAGCCCUAUCUCGCAUCUCUAAACCUAUUGUCUCCUGUCCUGAUUCUACCCCUUCCUCUGUCGCUGCAAUCGUCAACUCCUGCGCUGCUGCUCUCCCAGCAGCACAGUUCUCCAACCUCCUCCAAAAACCCAAUAUCCGGGGUCACAGCGCUGUAUCGGGCAAUUGUAAAUAAUCGUCGAAAAGCCCUUCUGGAGUUUAUCAAACACCUUUCGGAACUCUCACUUGUUUGCUCUUUGGACUUGCGCGUUGCGCGCAUGACAGCUAGUAACCAGACAUUGUAUACGCAGCUGAAUUUGGGAUAUAGUCUUUAUCCCGAGGAUGAGUCUUUGAGACUCCUUUUGGGUUGUCCGCCAGAUGAGGUUCGAGUGCAUGAAAGGAAUGGGCUGAGUGACAACCACUUUGUUGCUUGUUUCCGCUUCAGGAUGUUCCAGAAACGCCUGAGGCAAGCGGCAAUGGUCCAAAUUGAUCACUACAGAUUCCAGAACGUAAUUAUUUACAAGCAGCCAAAACUGGGAACGUGCAGGACAGCAAACACGAACUAUAGUGUAGUAUUCCUACUGUAGUUCUCUACCUCAAUCUCCCUAUUUUUGAACCCAUCACACCACUACUUCACCUCUUGCUUCGAGAACUAACCUCUCGGGACAAAUCAGAGAGAAUCGACCUUUGUCCUCCCGAAACUCCACACUCCACGUCCCCCGACGCAAAUAACGUCGCU
Molecule: messenger RNA, 1241 nt
Organism: Suillus paluster
Lineage: Eukaryota; Fungi; Basidiomycota; Agaricomycetes; Boletales; Suillaceae
Exons: 2
Coding region: 385-1089 (234 amino acids)
Source: RefSeq, a predicted model, not a curated record